Messenger RNA from Melopsittacus undulatus (budgerigar), 594 nucleotides. It is a transcript of the gene JOSD2, whose product is annotated as Josephin domain containing 2. Gene Ontology annotation, biological process: protein deubiquitination. Gene Ontology annotation, molecular function: cysteine-type deubiquitinase activity. The record is from RefSeq and is a predicted model, not a curated record. Lineage: Eukaryota; Metazoa; Chordata; Aves; Psittaciformes; Psittaculidae.
GGGGGGGCGGGGCUGUACCACGAGCGGCAGCGGCUGCAGCUGUGCGCGGUGCACGCGCUCAACAACCUCCUGCAGCGGCAAUGCCUGAGCCGGGGGGGGGCCGAGGACAUCUGCAAGAGGUUGGCCCCCGGCGCGUGGCUGAACCCACACCGCAGCCUCCUUGGCAACUACGAUGUGAACGUGGUGAUGGCAGCACUGCAGGCACAGGGGCUGGCGGCCAUCUGGUGGGACAAGAGGCGGCCCCUGGAGCGCUUGGUGCUGCCCCAGAUCUUCGGCUUCAUCCUGAACGUGCCAUCGGGGCCGUUGCUGGGGCUGCUCCCGGUGCCCGCGCGGCUCCGGCGCCAGCACUGGCUCUCCCUGCGCUGCUUCCAGGGCGUUUACUACAACCUGGACUCCAAGCUCCCGCAGCCCCAGCCCAUUGGUGGCGAGGAGGAGCUCAGGGCCUUCCUGCAGGAUUUCCUCUCCCAAGGCCUCUCGGAGCUGUUCCUGGUGGUGCCCCACGACGUGGAGGAGAGCAGGGCCUGGCUGAGCGCCGAGUGAGGGGGCUCCCAUUGGGCUCCGGUUGGGCUCCGGUUGGGCUCCCGUUAGGCUCCC